AUGCUAAGCAAAGUCUGGAUUCCAGUUAAAAAAUGCUUCCAGCGUAAUGUGUGUACAGUUACCAGUUCGCAUUUUCUAAAAAAUUUUCCACCUACACAAUAUUCUAUGCUUUCUAAUGGUCUUACAAUUGCAACUGAAGAACGAUCAAGCUCCAACGUAUGCAUUGGUGUUUACAUAGGUAGUGGAUCCAGAGUCGAGGAUGAAUCGCACAACGGUUUCACACAUUUUUUUGAGCACAUUGCAUUCAAAGGCUCUAUGAAAAGAUCCAGAGAAAAUCUUGAAACCGAAAUAUCAAAAACAGGAGCAAGAUUCAAAUACUUUACAACUCGGGAGUUUACAGUAUAUUAUGCAGAAUGCUUAGUGCGAGAUUUUAAAUGCGUAGCAGACAUUUUGUGUGAGUCUGUCUUUAAUAAUGCCUUUAUCGGCGCUGAAAUAGAACAACAAAAACAUGUUGUUUAUCAAGAAAUGUUACAGCACGAUGUUAGCACGAAGAACACUUUAUAUGAUUAUUUACAUUCGACCGCAUUCCAAGGUACGCCAUUAGCACAAACCGUUAUGGGCCCUAGCAAAAAUCUAUAUAGUUUGCAGAAUAACUAUUUAUGUGAAUUCAUUACAAAAAUGUUCACCGCCCAAAGAACCGUUUUAGUCGCAGUAGGUGGCAUACCGCAUGAAGCUGUAGUAAGUUUAGGGCAAGAACAUCUUUGCAACGUUGACCCAUGUUGUUCUGAUGUUAUUAAUCUUGGACCAAAAAGAUAUACGGGAUCUGAGAUUAUUUACAGAAAUGAUUCAAUGCCAGUAGCGCAUGUGGCUAUUGCUGUAGAGGGACCAUCAUUUACUGAUGAAAAUAAAAUUGUAAUGGAUCUGGUUACUUCAUAUUUUGGAGGUUGGGAUGAAUCGCAACCGCGUGGCAUAAAUCAUGGAACGCGUUUAGCCCACCAAGCGUCUGUAGGAGGUCUCUGUGAAUCUUACAAGGCAUUCAAUAUCCACUACAAAGACACUGGAUUAUGUGGAGUUGAAUUUAUUUCACCAAAACUUGAAACAGAUGACAUGAUACUAACUAUACAAGAAGAAUGGAUGAGACUAUGUCACAUGGUAACUGAUAAUGAAUUAUUGAGAGCAAAAAAUGAACUGAAGUCUAAAAUAUUAACUAAAGUUCAGACCACAACUGGCGCUUUUCAUGAUAUUGGUCUUAAUGUCUUUCAAGCCGGAUAUCGACCAUCCAUUUAUGAACAAAUGGUAGCCAUAGAUAAUAUCAGUGCAGCCAGAGUUAAAAAUGUCUGCGAAGAAUAUUUCUAUGAUAAAUGUCCAGUAAUUUCGGGAAUAGGGGCGACUGAAGGUAUAAUGCAAUACUCAAGAACCAGAAGUUGGAUGUAUUGGUUAAAGGUCUAA
Messenger RNA from Bicyclus anynana (squinting bush brown), 1389 nucleotides. Its product is annotated as cytochrome b-c1 complex subunit 1, mitochondrial-like. Gene Ontology annotation, cellular component: mitochondrion. Lineage: Eukaryota; Metazoa; Arthropoda; Insecta; Lepidoptera; Nymphalidae. The coding region runs from base 1 to 1389 and encodes 462 amino acids. The transcript has a single exon. The record is from RefSeq and is a predicted model, not a curated record. Gene Ontology annotation, molecular function: metal ion binding; metalloendopeptidase activity.